Molecule: messenger RNA, 6258 nt
Organism: Pomacea canaliculata
Lineage: Eukaryota; Metazoa; Mollusca; Gastropoda; Architaenioglossa; Ampullariidae
Product: endothelin-converting enzyme homolog
Exons: 21
Coding region: 263-2596 (777 amino acids)
Biological process (GO): protein processing
Cellular component (GO): plasma membrane
Molecular function (GO): metalloendopeptidase activity
Source: RefSeq, a predicted model, not a curated record
AAAGAUGGCGAUGAUCCAGAGUCAACACAGCUAAGGCAUCCAUUCGGUUUGCCACAUAUCGUGAGAUAGCCCUGGUUCAACCUCUUUGGAAACAUUUUCUCAAGAUGCACAUGCCAGAACAAAUGUGAUUUGUAUCAUCUUCAAGGUCAACGGAAUCCAAAUGCAGCAAGUAUUUCAUGUAGUAUGGAUUCAGUGAGUGGAUGCUGAUCGUGUGCGUUGGCAACAGAGCAAGGGUAAAUACUGAGACUGGAACUCCCUCAGCAUGCCUUCAGGACUAAUGAUAGAGUUGUCAGGCCAAGGCUAUAAACGGACCAACUUUGAUGAAGAUGAACUCACCUCCAAUGGUGGGACACCACCUGCAACAGAUUACAAUGCUAGUGUAGUCUUCAAAGGUGGCUGGUUGUCAUGGCACAGAAGAAAUACUCAAGAAAAGGUGCUCAUUGUGGUGCUGGUAUUGAUGACAGUUGCACUCAUUGUGCUAGCAUCUUUGCUUGCUGUGAAAGAUGCUGCCAUCAGGCGUCUAGACCAGCACAAAGGAAAAGAUGUAUGCCUUACACCAGAAUGUGUGACCAUUGCCAGCUCAUUGUUGACCACCAUGGAUCGUUCCAUUAAUCCAUGUGAUGAUUUUUAUGAGUAUGCAUGUGGUGGAUGGAUUAAAACCCACCCUAUUCCAUCUGGUCAUGCACGCUGGGGUACAUUUGGAACCAUGUGGCAGGAGAAUCAGCUGAUUAUGAAAAAUGCCAUAGAGGAACCAGUAUCCUCUUUUGCAAGUGAGGCUGAGCAAAAGGCAAAACUUUAUUAUACAUCCUGCAUGGAUCCCAACAAGACAGUAGAAAAACUUGGAGCACAGCCUCUCUUGGAUCUGAUGACUCAAUUCAAGGUCAACCUGUCACACUUUGAUAGCCCUGAUGACGGCUGGAUCUUCCAAGACAUGCUGGAAAAGGUUCAGUUAUAUGACAUUAGCGCUUUCUUUAGCUUGUGGAUUGGAGAAGAUGACAAGAACUCUUCACGAAAUAUCAUUCAGAUUGAUCAGGAUGGUUUGGGACUGCCUGAAAGAGAUUACUACAUCAAUAAAACUAUUGAGGAAGAUAAGGUAUUGUCAGCAUACUUAAAUUAUAUGGUCACCAUUAACAAUUUACUGGCUCCUGGGCGCCACCCAAACCUUACAGAGCAUCUGACUGAGGUCAUCAAAUUCGAGUCAAAACUGGCGGAGAUCACAACAUCUGCAGAGGAUCGUCGUGAUGAAGAAAAGAUUUAUCACAACAUGACAGUUGCUGACUUAAAUCAACUGUACCCAAUGAUUGACUGGCUACACUUUAUAAAUCGAUUACUGGCCACAGCUAAUAUCACCAUAGACAGCUCGGAAGAAGUUGUGAUUUAUGCCCCAGAGUACCUUGAAAAACUGAGUCAAAUUUUGAACUCUACUCUCUCAACCUUGGAGGGCAGACGUGCUGUGAACUUAUACCUGGAGUGGCAUGUAGUAAAGUCUAUGGUUUCCUAUCUGUCCAAGCCAUUUCGCAAUGCAAAGAAGGAGUUUUCUGAAGUUUUGUCAGGAGCCAGUGGUAAAGAAGAUGAGUGGAGGUAUUGCAUCAGUGACACAGACUCUGUACUGGGUUUUGCACUGGGAGCUCUUUUUGUCAAGAAUGCUUUCCAUGGUGACAGCAAAGAAAAGGCAGAAGAAAUGAUUGAAGAAAUCAAGGAUGCUUUCAAGAAUAACCUUCCACACCUGGAGUGGAUGGACUCCUCAACAAGGCAAGCUGCCAUUGAUAAAGCAAAUGCUGUUGUAGAUAUGAUUGGAUUUCCAAAAUACAUCCUCAAUGCAUCCCGCCUGGAUGAAGAAUACAGUGAGCUUCUUAUUAAUGAGUCAGAAUACUUCCUAAACAAUGUACGCAACCUGCACUUUGUCCUAAAGAAGAACAUGGAAAAACUGAACCAGGCUCCAAAGCAAAAUGUGUGGGGAAUGACACCUCCAACAGUUAAUGCUUACUACACACCUGCAAAAAAUGAAAUUGUCUUUCCUGCUGGAAUUCUGCAAGCACCAUUCUAUGAUAAAAAUUUUCCGAAGUCUUUGAACUUUGGAGCAAUGGGCGUGGUGAUGGGACAUGAACUUACUCAUGGCUUUGAUGACCAAGGACGUGAAUUUGACAAAAAUGGAAAUUUGAGACCAUGGUGGAAUGACGCCUCUGUAAAGCGUUUCCAGGAACGGACACAGUGCAUGGCGGACCAGUAUUCUCAGUACACGCUUGGAGGAGAAAAUAUUCGUGGAAAGCAGACUCUGGGAGAAAAUAUUGCAGACAACGGAGGACUGAAAUGUGCCUUCCAUGCUUAUGAAGACUGGCUGAGUAAAAAUGGAGAGGAACAAAUGUUACCAGCUGUUAAUUUGACACACAGACAGAUUUUCUUCCUUGGUUUUGCACAGGUGUGGUGUUCAAGCAGUACAAAGGAAGCUAAUCAUCUUCAGAUAGUCAAGGAUCCUCACAGUCCAGCUAAAUUCAGAGUGAUUGGUACUCUCUCCAACUCCAAAGAUUUUGCUGAGCAUUGGAACUGUGCAGCAGGAUCUUCCAUGAAUCCAGUCAAGAAGUGUGAAGUGUGGUGAGACAACAGCCAGCUGACCCCUCAUUUACUGAUUACUAAAACUACCAUCAAAGCUAAAUUGUUAUACUACAAUGUAUUGCUAUCACUUAGAAACAAGGAAUUAUGAACAAUAACAUAAAUAGACUAACUUAUUUUCUUUUGUGUUAUUGGCUAAGAUUUGUUCAUUUGCGUUUUGGGGCUGGUUUACUUCAGUAAAGAAAGUUGUAUGCUGGCAGAAGUGUAGAGCGUUAAAUGUAAAUACCAUGUUUUUAUAAUUUUCGUAUUAAUGUUGCGCUACAUUUCUUAUUAGUAUGUCUAUGAUCUUGGUCAGAUUAAGGAUAAAAUCAACAAAGAAAAAAUACAUAAAAGAGCAUUUUCUGCAUGGUAGUAUUAUUGCAGAAAUACUUGUGGUAGGAAUUUUUUCAUGUUUUUUAUUCAUUUAAUUGUACAGAAAUAGUAGUAUAAUAUAUAUAGUAUGAUGCUCCAGGCUUUGAAAGGAUUGCAUAUAGAAGUUGGACCAUAAUUUUUCAAAAUUUUACAAUUCAGCAGAAGAGCCAUUUUAAUGAGGUUCAGUCAACAUCUGUUUAGAUUUUUUUUUGCUUGCUAGUUUGGUGAUUUCUACAAGGUUACAGGGAAAUUUUUAGUUGUAGCUUGUUUUACAUUGCUGGCUAAAGUGUUAUCAGGCUUUAUAGGCAUUGUCAGUUAUCAUAGUAGUCAUAAGUAACACACUGUAUACUUGGGAUGAUGUAUGUAAUGAUAAUUGUCAUAUAUCAUUAUUUUGUGGUCUUUUGUAGACAUCUCUUUAUCUUGGCGACCAUUUUAAAGAAAUUUUUUGGUGGGAUCAUUGGAGUUUAUAAAGUAAGAUUUACCCGGUGGAAAAAAGAUGUGUAAGGUUGGUGGGUGGAUAGGGAUUUGUGUGUGUGAGCGCAUGUGUGCGUGCCUUUAAAGAAAGAAAAUGUUACAUGUAUACAUAGUGAAAUGGUUGAGGGGGUAAAGAACUUUAAAGAGAAAUGUAUUUUAAAAUCAAGCUUAAAUUUUGUUCCUUUUUGCACAUUAGCCUUCUUUCUCUCAAUAUAUAUAUAUCCAUUAUCUUUUUGCCCAUUAUGUACAAAUCACCAUUGAAAAUGGUUGUUUCAAAAUGUGUGAAAUAGAUUUUUACCAGUUGUAUUAUUAAAAUCAAGAUGUUUUAUAUAUAUAAGAUGGAUCAAUUUAAGGCUUAAAAAUUACCCUUGGGUAGGACUUGUGUAUUAAUAAGUGAGGCCAGAGUGCUUCCCAGUUCAUUGGUCAAAUGUUUUUAUUAGCAUGUCACAUUUUUUCAGACCAGAAAUUUAUACUGCAGUUUUGGAGAGGUUGGAAUCUCUAAACAGACAUUACAUUUGUUUUGAAAAUCUGUGAUGAUGUGAUGAUUGGGUGUUUUGCCAUUAGUUUAAUUUAGAAGAAUUUUACCAUGGAUUAAACAUUUAAUAUAUCAUCUUCAUUGUUAAUGCUGUCCGCUAGACUUGCUCAUGUUUGCUCUACAAAGAGCAAUUGUAGAAAUAUGAACGUAUAUUGUAAAUUACCAAGAAUGCUCUCAAAUACUGUUUUACACUUUUGAUGUCUUUUUUUGUACCUUUUCAUUGAAAAAAUGUGCUUUCAAUAUUUGCUUGUGUAUUUGCUAUUUGUCAAGCUGUAUUAUUGUUGUAUAUAUUACUGUUAUUGCAUUCAUAACACAAUUUUGUCCCAUGGUGCUUGUUGAAGCUAAAAUGUCUGAAUGUUGUCAUCUGGCAGUGUGUUUAAUUUUAUGUUGUCACUACAUGCUGAAAAAGCAUGUUAUAAAUUCAUGGUCAAGAUAAAUAUUUAGCUUCAUGUAUUUGUUACAUAUUUUAUCAACCUUUUACAUGUUUGGAAAAAGUUACUUUGGUACUUUUUAAACACGUUUAAAUGUACAUUAUGAAAAAAAUUUAAAUAUUAGUGCCAAGUGGUCAGUGUAUUGGAAUAAUUCUUUCAAAGGUAUUGCUAAAGUACAGCAUGAAAAUGAUCUUGAUAUUCUAAAUAUGUGCUUUUUGGGAACAUUGACCACCUUUUUUAAAACAAGAGUUUACAAGUAACAGUAGGUCACAGAUGUAAAAUUCUGUAUAAAGCUCAAAAGUUGUGGUCAAAGAUGUUAAGAGCCAUGCUAAACUGCAGCAGUCCCUUCAGUGGACAAUUUUUCAAGCAGAAGUUGGUCUUCUGUAUUAUAUCAGUUCCUCAACGAUUGUCACAAGUCACAGCACCUAGGAAAGUAUUUACAUACAACUGCGGAACCACAUAGAAAAAAAGCAACAACUUCCAUAAUAUGAAAGUGAAUAAAAAAAUUAUGAUCCCAAACAGAAGAUUACUCUAGUCAAUUUCUUUUCUUUUGAUGCAUUUAUCUUAAAGAUAGCAGAAUUAGGACACUUUUCUGCAUCAGUAACACAUGUCUCUCUAGUCACCACCCAUGCUUUCAUCAAGUAUUGUUGUUUGGUAUGUGCUAACCGUUCUCUGAUGGUUCUAUGGAUGUUGUGUUCCCACACUCCUAGAUUCUAAAAACUCCAUUAGUCUUUUGCAAGUGAUAAUUGCAGUUGUACUUCAAACCCCAGUUACUUUUCAUAAUGAAGUCCAAUUUAUUUACGCAAGGACAGGACUACACAUAUUCAAAACAGUGGUCUAAGUACAAGAAAGCAUUGUGAGAAAAGUGAAGAAUUCAUUUAAUCAAGCAGAAACAUUUAGUCAUGCAUCCUAAAAUAUGUUGAAAUACUGUUCAAAUGUAUAAAAUCAUUUACAGCUAUUACAACUGAGAUACAGUCAGUUGACAAGUUAUUUCACUUUAGCAGAGGCAGUUGGUCUCAUUGCUUAACUUUUUUUGUCUUUUUUCCUCUUUCCUUCCAUUACACACAAUGUCUGUAUACAUAUCAUUCAUUAAUAGGGAAAGAGCUCUAACUUGUAAAUUAGAUUUUAACUGUAAACUUUCUGAUUUAAAUUUCAUGUUUGUAUUGUUAAGGAGCCAUUGUAUACAUCUACUUUAGUUUACAUUUAAAAAGGUUAUCAGAUGUCAUUUUUAAAACUCGGCAGGACAAUCUACAAUGUAAAGUUCAGUAUGUUCAUUUUACUUGUAUCUAUUUACUAAUUUCUUCUGAACAUUUUAACUUCUUUUUUAAUAAAAUUCUUGAUAUUUUCAUAAUCAUUUUGCUUUGCAAGAUCUGAAACAAACACCCAAUAUUAUUAGUAAUUUUAUACACCAACUCAAAUAUGUUUAAUAUAAUUAUUGGUUAAAAAUAUGUGUUAUUUUUUAAUAGAUCACAUUGCGAAAGCAAGCAUUUCAGAAUGUCAGUCUUGCAGGGAAGCUUUUGAAUGCAACACUUGUCAUUUUAUGAAAAUAUUUCAGAUUUCUUUUAUUCGCUGUGGUAUGUCUUAAUUGCUCUAUCAUUUUUUGAUAGAUACCAAAGUUAUCCCCUGCAAUACUCUGCACUCACCUUGCAAAAACUAGUACAAAAAUUGGCGAUCUGUUCUGGAAUUAGUCAUUUAUACUGCAGUUCUAUUUACUUUAUUUGUGUAACACCCAUGGAAAUCUUUGUGUGGCUUUAUGGGAUUGCUGAAUCCAAAGAGUUGCAUUUGUCAGUGUACAGCAACUUAUACCUGUAACAAGUCUGUUAUAGCCAAAUCAUAUUAAACAGGUAUGUCAUCUCC